Piliocolobus tephrosceles (Ugandan red Colobus) is the source of this 503-nucleotide messenger RNA. Its product is annotated as synapse-associated protein 1. The annotation marks the transcript as partial. The record is from RefSeq and is a predicted model, not a curated record. Gene Ontology annotation, cellular component: Golgi apparatus; synapse; nucleus. The transcript is spliced from 4 exons. Lineage: Eukaryota; Metazoa; Chordata; Mammalia; Primates; Cercopithecidae. Gene Ontology annotation, biological process: regulation of short-term neuronal synaptic plasticity; TORC2 signaling.
AUCAAAGGACAAGAGGAAUUUCCUUCGUGACCCUCCGGCCGGCGUGCAAUUUAAUUUCGACUUUGAUCAGAUGUACCCCGUGGCCCUGGUCAUGCUCCAGGAGGAUGAGCUGCUGAGCAAGAUGAGAUUUGCCCUCGUUCCUAAACUUGUGAAGGAAGAAGUGUUCUGGAGGAACUACUUUUACCGCGUCUCCCUGAUUAAGCAGUCAGCCCAGCUCACGGCCCUGGCCGCCCAACAGCAGGCCGCAGGGAAGGAGGAUAAGAGCAAUGGCAGAGAGCAGGAUUUGCCACUGACAGAGGCAGUACGGCCCAAAACGCCACCCGUUGUAAUCAAAUCUCAGCUUAAAACUCAAGAGGAUGAGGAAGAAAUUUCUACUAGCCCAGGUGUUUCUGAGUUUGUCAGUGAUGCCUUCGAUGCCUGUAACUUAAAUCAGGAAGAUCUAAGGAAAGAAAUGGAGCAACUAGUGCUUGACAAAAAGCAAGAUGAGACGGCCGUACUGGAAG